Messenger RNA from Frieseomelitta varia, 2231 nucleotides. Its product is annotated as sensory neuron membrane protein 1-like. Gene Ontology annotation, cellular component: cytoplasm; membrane. The record is from RefSeq and is a predicted model, not a curated record. NCBI's taxonomy places the organism in Eukaryota, Metazoa, Arthropoda, Insecta, Hymenoptera, Apidae. The transcript has 9 exons. Bases 151 to 1728 code for a protein of 525 amino acids. Gene Ontology annotation, molecular function: scavenger receptor activity.
GAACGAUCGAGUCGGAAACCGUCAGUUCUUUCACGCGAUCACUCGAAGAUCCACGGCACUGGACGAGGAAGCCGGUGAACCUCGCGAACUCUUUUCGAUCGACCAUUCGACGUCGUAUCCACUAGCUCGGCCAAUAUCAAGUGUGUCGCUAUGAAGCCGAAGAAAUUGGGCAUCAUCGGUGGCUCUUUACUCGCCUUUGGAGUUGUGUUCUGCGCGAUCGUGUUCCCCCCGUUUCUCAAAUCGCAGAUCAAAAAGCAAAUAGCCCUGAAACCCAAAUCCGAGAUGCGAGAACUAUGGUCACAUUUCCCUCUUCCAUUGGACUUCAAAAUUUAUCUGUUCAACGUGACGAAUCCAGCGGAAAUCAGCGCAGGAGAGAAACCAAUUGUCCAGGAAGUGGGACCAUUUUUCUACGACGAAUACAAGCACAAAGAAAAUCUGGUUGAUCGAGAAGAAGACGACAGUGUCGAGUACAACUUGAGAAAUGUAUGGUUCUUCAAUCCGUCGUUAAGCAGCCCGUUAACCGGCGAGGAAGAACUGGUGGUUCCUCACCUCCUUAUUCUCAGCAUGAUCAAACUCACUCUCGAGCAGCAACCAGGAGCGAUAGGAAUUUUGAAUAAGGCUGUGGAUAACAUCUUCCACAAACCUAGUAGCGUCUUCGUAAGGGCGAAAGCAAGAGAGAUACUCUUCGAUGGUUUACCUAUCGACUGCACUGGGAAAGAUUUCGCCUCGACUGCAAUUUGCACUGCACUGAAGGAAAAGGAAGACGCUUUGAUGCCUGGUGUUGAACCUGGACACUAUUUGUUCUCCGUUUUUGGUCCUAAAAACGGAACCAUUCUUCCUGACCGUAUACGAGUACUACGGGGGAUAAAGAAUUACAAAGACGUGGGGAAAGUGGUCGAACUCAACGGACAGAAAAUGUUGGAUCUUUGGGCUGGGGAUGAAUGCAAUACGUUCAAUGGCACGGAUUCGACGAUAUUCGCGCCAUUGCUCACGGAAGAGGACGAUAUCGUGUCGUUUUCACCGGAUAUCUGUAGAAGCUUGGGUGCACACUUUUCUCACAAGACCAAAAUCAAAGGUGUCAACACGUUUCACUAUACAGCUGAUUUGGGCGAUAUGAGUAAAAAUCCUAUGGAAAAGUGUUUCUGUCCUACGCCAGACACUUGUUUGACGAAAAAUCUCUUCGACUUGACCAAGUGUGUAGGUGCCCCCUUUGUUGCUUCUUUACCACAUUUACUUGGAUCAGAAGAAAAAUACUUGAAAAUGGUUGACGGACUUCAUCCAAAUGAUGAAGAGCACGGACUUCACAUGGAUUUUGAACCGAUGACAGCCACACCUUUACUCGCGCACAAGAGGCUGCAAUUUAACAUGUUCCUUCACAAGGUCGAAAAAUUCAAGUUGAUGAAAAACUUCCCAGAAUGUUUGUUCCCUAUGUUCUGGGUCGAGGAGGGUAUAUUGCUCCCCGACGAAUUUGUGAAGAAGCUAAAGACCGUCUUCAAAACAAUAAGCAUAGUCGGAUUUAUGAAGUGGUUGACGAUAAUAAGCGGCACUUGCGUAAGCGGAGCAGCCGCCACAAUGUUCUUCAAGAACAAGGACAAAGGUUCGAUGGACGUGACUAAGGUAACACCGCAGUCGCAGAGUGGGAAGGACGGUGAAAAGAAAUGGACUAAUCAGAUGAACAUCAGUACGAUACAGAGUGCAGCGGUACCGCCUAAUCUCGACGGGAAUUAAACUGAUCGAAAGUCACUGUUGACUUCGUAUUUUGUUUAACAUGUACUUUGGUGAAAGUAUUUCGAAUGAUUGUAAGCGGGAGAAUGUUGUCCAUAAUCGUCGUAAUUUGACACUGAUAAUAGGAUCGCGUUUUCUUAGGUCUCGCGUUCAGAGGAUGAUCCUUUUCAGUAUUUCAUUCUUUUGGAAAUUUCUGUUCUUUUUUUAGAAAACUGGCGAACCGAGCUUGUACACUUUGAGACAAAAGAAGAUUCUGUCUUUAGACUAUUAACUGCAAGAGUUUAAUUAUUUAUAAAAAAAAACUUUUAGCAGCAUUGUGUUUAGAAUAAUUUUUAUUUGCUUUGUUUAACGAUUAAUUCUGUGUGUAAUUCUAUACUGCAUGGAAUUAAAUUGACAUUGAAAUUUGCACGUAACUUAAAUAAUAAAAUUCAAAUGACUACAAGUAGUUAAUUUGAUUGGUGUAGUGAAAAUUUCAGAUUGUUCAACAAAAAUUUACAUUCUUAAAA